Messenger RNA from Fonsecaea nubica, 1437 nucleotides. RefSeq lists its product as hypothetical. Gene Ontology annotation, molecular function: polygalacturonase activity. The record is from RefSeq and is a predicted model, not a curated record. Gene Ontology annotation, biological process: carbohydrate metabolic process. Bases 1 to 1437 code for a protein of 478 amino acids. The transcript has 4 exons. NCBI's taxonomy places the organism in Eukaryota, Fungi, Ascomycota, Eurotiomycetes, Chaetothyriales, Herpotrichiellaceae.
AUGCUGUUGAGACCUCUAUUAUCCGUGCUCGCCGCGGCCUCCACCGCUGUCGGGUACGUCGUCAACAACGGCACGGCAUGCUACGUGUACCCAGAGUCCCUAACCCAUUUCGGCGAACCCGUCGACGACACGCCCUCGAUCCUGCAGGCCUUUGAGCUGUGCGGGACCAACGGGUCCGUGAUCCUGACCGAGAACACGUUCCACAUCAACCAGGUCAUGAACACGACGGGCCUGGUCAACUGCGACGUCGAGUUGCACGGCGAGAUGAUCUGGAGCGACAACAUCCCGUACUGGCUGGGCCAUAGUUACUCGGUCGUGUACGCCAACCUGUCGACGGCGUGGUUUUUCGGUGGGGAGAAUGUGACGUUCAAGGGGUUUGGGAAGGGUCGGUUCAACGGGAACGGCCAAGCAUGGUACAACGAGAACCGCAACAACAGCAACCAACCGGGCCGCCCCAUCGCCUUCACCAUCCUCAACGCAAAGAACCUCUGGAUGGACGGCGUGUCGUGGAGCCAGGCGCAGUUCUGGCACUCGUUCAUCUCGCACUCGCAAAACGUCAGCAUGUCCAAUAUCUACAUGAACUCGACGAGCAACAACACGUGGUUCACGGUCAACACGGACGGGACCGACACGUGGAAUUCCAGGGAUGUGUUUUAUACGAACUGGACUGUGUUGGGAGGCGACGACUGCAUCGCCAUCAAGGGCAACAGCACCAACAUCGUCUCCCGCAACAUCACCUGCUACCGCACGCACGGCAUGCCCAUCGGCUCCGUCGGCCAACAGCCCGGCCACCCGGACUUCGUGCAGGACAUUGUCUACGAGGACGUGCGCCUGAUCAACUCGACCAACGGCGCGUGGAUCAAGGCGUGGCAGGGCCGGUCGCAGGCCGUGACGAACAACGGCGGCAGCGGCGGCGGAGGCGGAGGCUUCAUCAAGAACGUCACUUUUCGGAACUUUGUGCUCGAGAACGUCGGCCAGCCGAUCAGUAUCACGCAGUGUGUCUACGGGCAUGAUCCGAGCGUGUGUGACACGAGCGAGCUCCAAAUCUCCGACGUGACCUGGCAAAACAUCACGGGCACGUCGCACUUCGACGUCGCCUCCAUCAUCCACUGCUCGCCGCUCGUGCCGUGCCCGGGCCUGAAGUUCAUCGACGUCAACAUCACCACGGUCAACGCGUCCCUCGGCCGGCCCAGCUUGCCGCAGGUCAACCUGUGCGCGAACAUGGUGGACCAGAACGUCACGACGGGCGACAACGCCACGGGCAUCCCCUGCCACGGGUUCGCGCCCAACGACAUGCCCAACGUGCUCUACAGGAACUGGCCCGAGCUGUUGCAGAGGGUCAUACUCAGUGUCACCGUGCCCGAGGCGCAGCGGGACAAUUGUCUGCAUCCGGGGCCGGAUCCCGCGGCGGCGGGGUGUGCUCCGCCUCCGUAUUGA